This is a messenger RNA of Malus domestica (apple), 839 nucleotides long. RefSeq names its product loganic acid O-methyltransferase-like. Gene Ontology annotation, biological process: methylation. NCBI's taxonomy places the organism in Eukaryota, Viridiplantae, Streptophyta, Magnoliopsida, Rosales, Rosaceae. Gene Ontology annotation, molecular function: S-adenosylmethionine-dependent methyltransferase activity. The record is from RefSeq and is a predicted model, not a curated record.
GUAGGAACGACCGCAAAUGCAGAUAUAAGAAUGAUGAACCUCAUGAUACAACACAUGACACACAGCAGAGAAACAUAGAGAGAGAGAGAGAGAUGGCUGCAGUCGAGGAAACCAGUAAGUUCUCCGAAGCAUAUCCAAUGAAAGGUGGGGAUGGCCCCAACAGCUAUGCCAACAACUCAACUUUUCAGAAAGGAUAUGUGGAUGCUGCCAAGGAACUCUUAAGCAAGGCAGUUGCAGAAAAGCUCAACACAGACGUGUUGUUAUCUUCUAACACCUUUUGCAUUGCUGAUUUGGGUUGCUCUGUCGGGCCAACACAUUUAUCGCGGUUGAGAACAUACUCGAAGCUGUGGAAUUCAAGUUUCAGAGCCAAGGGCUGAAUUUGCAGAUCCCUGAAUUUCAAGUCUUCUUUAAUGAUCAUACUCUAAAUGAUUUUAACAGGCUCUUCAAAUCCCUCCCGCAGACCAGGCGAUACUAAGCUGCGGGCGUGCCUGGUUCUUUCUACAGUCGCCUAUUUCCUAAUGCUUCUAUUAAUUUUUUUCAUUCAUCUUUUGCCCUUCAGUGGCUUUCUAGAGUACCAAAACAGGUGGUGGACAAAAACAGUUCAGCAUGGAACAAAGGACGAAUCCAUUACUCAAACUCCACUGAUGAAGUGGCAAGGGCUUACGAAGCACAGCAUGCUGAGGACAUGGAGUGCUUUCUGAAUGCCAGGGCACAAGAGAUUGCAGACGGAGGAAUGAUGGUUCUUGUCAUUCCAGGCCGGCCCAAUACUCUCCCUCAUUCUAAUUCUUUGGUAAACGUGUCCUUUCAACUUAUAGGGUCUUGUCUCAUGGACAUGGCUA